Rubroshorea leprosula is the source of this 6494-nucleotide messenger RNA. Lineage: Eukaryota; Viridiplantae; Streptophyta; Magnoliopsida; Malvales; Dipterocarpaceae. The record is from the annotation of a GenBank genome assembly.
AGUACAUUUUUGUUAUUUGAUUAGGACUUGCUAGUCGCCGCGCAAUCUCUAGUUCCCUCACCGUCGCCGUCUCCAUUGAGCCUCAACCAUGGCCGGUGAUAGAGCCAUAAGCCUCGAGGAGAUCAAGACACAAUCAGUAGAUUUGGAAUGGAUACCUGUAGAGGAAGUGUUGGAGCAGCUGAAAUGUACCAGGGCUGGACUCACUUCCGAGGAAGGAGCCCGUCGACUCCAAGUUUUUGGACCAAACAAACUAGAAGAGAAAAAGGAGAGCAUGAUUCUCAAGUUUUUGGGUCUUUUGUGGAACCCUUUGUCAUGGGUCAUGGAAGCUGCUGCUAUCAUGGCUAUUGUCAUGGUAAAUGGGGGUGGGAGACCUCCAAACUGGCAGGAAUUUGUUGGUAUUGUUGCGUUGUUGCUGAUCAACUCUACCAUUAGUUUUAUUGAAGAAAAUAAAGCUGGUAAUGCUGCAGCAGCCCUCAUGGCUGGUCUUGCUCCCAAAACUAAGGUUUUAAGAGAUGGUAGAUGGAGUGAACAAGAUGCUUCAAUUCUGGUUCCAGGGGACAUAAUCACCGUUAAAUUGGGAGACAUAAUUCCUGCAGAUGCUCGUCUUCUUGAGGGUGGUCCUUUAAAGAUUGAUCAAUCUGCUCUCACUGGAGAAUCUCUUCCUGUCAUUAAAAGCCCCUCAGAUGAAGUGUUUUCUGGUUCCAUAUGCAUACAGGGUGAAAUAGAAGCAGUUGUUAUUGCAACUGGUGUGCACUCGUUUUUGGGUAAAGCUGAGCAUUUAGUAGACCGCACCAAUCAAGUUGGGCAUUUUCAGAAGGUUCUCACAGCCAUUGGCAAUUUCUGCAUUUGUUCGAUUUUUAUUGGAUUAUUCAUUGAGGCAGUUGUCAUGUACGGGAUCCAGCACCGCAACUAUAGGGAUGGAAUUGACAAUUUACUAGUUCUCUUGAUUGGAGGAACCCCGAUUGCCAUGCCAACAGUGUUAUCUGCCACCAUGUCCAUUGGUUCUCAGAGGCUCUCUCAGCAGGACAAAAGAACUGCUCUUACCUACAUUGAUUCUAAUGGAAACUGGCAUCGGGCUAGCAAAGGUGCCCCCGAGCAGGUAGCCGUGAUUUUCCUCAUGCUGAUAUUGGACCUCUGCAACUCCGAGGGAGAUGUUCGGAGAAAGGUUCAUGCAGUAGUUGACCAGUUUGCUGAACGUGUAUUUCGAUCGUUAGCAGUGGCAAUACAGGAAAUACCUGAGAAGACAAAAGAUAGUUCAGGGGAACCGUGGCAGUUUAUUGGUUUGUUGCCUCUAUUUGAUCCUCCAAGGCAUGACAGUGCUGAAACCAUUAGAAUGGCUAAAGACCUUGGCGUGAAUGUUAAGAUGAUUACAGGUGAUCAGCUUGCCAUCGCCAAAGAAACUGGGAGGAGGCUUGGAAUGGGAACGGACAUGUACUCUUCUUCCUCCUUGUUUUUUGAAGAUAAGGAUGCUUUACUUGCUGGUGUUUUCACCAAAAAUGAGUUCAUUGAGAUGGCCGAUGGAUUUGCCGGGACGCUGCAAGAGAGGAAACAUAUCUGUGGUAUGACUGGAGAUAAUGAUGCACCUGCUUUGAAGAAGGCUGAUAUUGGAAUUGCUGUUGCCAAUGCUUCAGAUGCUGCUAGAAGCGCAUCAGAUAUUGUCCUUACUGAACCAGGGCUUAGUGUCAUUAUAAGCGCGGUGCUAACUAGCAGGGCUAUUUACCAAAGAAUGAAGAACUACACAAUCUAUGCUGUUUCUGCUACCAUCCAUAUUUUGUUUAGUUUCCUGAUUAUUGCCAGGGUGUGGAAGUUUGACUUUGCUCCUUUUAUGGUCUUAAUUAUUGCCAUCCUAAAUGACGGGACAAUCAUGACAAUACCAAGAGAUAGAGUGAAGCUAUCUCCACAGCCUGACAGCUGGAAGCUGAGAGAGAUUUUCACUACUGGCAUUGUGCUUGGAGGAUACUUGGCAGUCGUGACUGUAUUAUUUUUCUGGGCUAUAAGAUACCCCAACUUCUUCUCUGAUAAGUUUCAAGUAAUUCCUCUGCGCCAGCAGUAUAGUCUUGAUGUUAUUGAUCAGUCAAUGGUGAUGGCAGCUUUAUACCUUCAAGUGAGUAUUGUGAGCCAGGCCCUCAUUUUCGUGACACGAUCCCAGAGCUGGUCCUAUGUUGAACGCCCCGGACUUCUGUUAGUCAUUGCUUUUAUACUCACUCAGCUGGUAGCAACACUGAUUGCAGUCUAUGCAAAUUGGGAUUUUGCUAAAAUGAAAGGUAUUGGCUGGAGAUGGGCUGGAGUGAUCUGGCUUUAUAGUGUUGUGACUUAUAUCCCUCUCGAUAUUCUCAAGUUUGCCAUUCAGUAUCUCCUUGGUAGUAAUGUGAGGGAUACACUGUUACAGGACAAGACCGCUACAAAAAACCCUUUCAGUGACAAGAACAGUUGUAGGAAACUCCCAGAGAUUGCAGAGGAGGUUGAACGCCGGGCUGAGGUUAUCAGGCUGAGAGAGCUUACACGUAAGGGGCAUGUUGAAUCAGCUGUCGAGCUGAAGGGACUUGACAUUGAUAUGGCAGCAUUUGAUGCAUCCACUAUGGAGAAUUUUCUGCAAGAGUUGGACAAGGAGAAGCCGGUGGGAUACACUGCUCAGCAGCUGGAUGACUUUACAAGAAAUUACUCGAAAAGGUUGGGGUCUGGAGCAUAUGGGGAUGUUUAUGAAGGGCAGUUUCCAAAUGGAGUCAAGAUUGCAGUGAAGUUGCUCAAGGAAAAAUAUGAGGGAGCAGCAAAAAAGCAGUUCAUGGCAGAGAUAGACACAAUUGGAAGAACAAACCACAUUAAUUUGAAGGAGAUGAUUGAGUGGGAAAAAUUGCAUGUAAUAGCGGUGGGUACAGCCCAAGGAAUUGCUUAUUUGCAUCAAGGCUGUCAGCAGAGAAUUAUUCACUAUGAUAUCAAGCCAGCCAAUAUUCUACUUGAUGCAAACUUCCUCCCUAAAGUUGCAGAUUUUGGGCUUGCAAAGCUUUGCAGCAGGGACAGUACUCAUGAUUCAGUUACCGGAUUCAAGGGAACCCUUGGUUACUCUGCCCCCGAGCUUUUUCUGAGAAAUCAUCCCGUAACUUACAAAUGUGACGUGUAUAGUUUUGGAAUGUUGUUGUUUGAGAUAGUUGGGAGGAGGAAAAACACAGUUAGUACUUCCUCUGAAAUCGUUGAUUGGUUUCCAAAGGUUGUGUUGGAUAAGUACCAGAAUGGUGAAUUGGCUGAACUAAUAAAAAGUUAUGGGAUUAAAAAGGAGGACAUGGAAAAGGCAGAGAGAAUGUCAUCAGUGGCAUUGUGGUGUGUUCAAGAUUCGCCAGGAGCUAGGCCACCAAUGAGUGCCGUGGAACGGAUAUUUGUAGAGGAAGUGUUGGAGCAGCUGAAAUGUACCAGGACUGGACUGACUUCGGAGGAAGGAGUCCGUCGACUCCAAGUUUUUGGACCAAACAAACUAGAAGAGAAAAAGGAGAGCAAGAUUCUCAAGUUUUUGGGUUUUAUGUGGAACCCUUUUUCAUGGGUCAUGGAAGCUGCUGCUAUCAUGGCUUUUGUCAUGGCAAAUUGGGGUGGGAGACCUCCAAGCUGGCUGGAAUUUGUUGGUAUCGUUGUGUUGUUGCUGAUCAACUCUACCAUUAGUUUUAUUGAAGAAAAUAAAGCUGGUAAUGCUGCUGCAGCCCUCAUGGCUGGUCUUGCUCCCAAAACUAAGGUUUUAAGAGAUGGUAGAUGGAGUCAACAGGAUGCUUCAAUUCUGGUUCCAGGGGACAUAAUCACCAUUAAAUUGGGAGACAUAAUUCCUGCAGAUGCUCGUCUUCUUGAGGGUGAUCCUUUAAAGAUUGAUCAAUCUGCUCUCACUGGAGAAUCUCUUCCUGUCACUAAAAACCCCUCAGAUGUAGUGUUUUCUGGUUCCAUAUGCAAACAGGGUGAAAUAGAAGCAGUUGUUAUUGCAACUGGUGUGCACUCGUUUCUGGGUAAAGCUAAGCAUUUGGUAGAGAGCACCAACCAAGUUGGGCAUUUUCGGAAGGCUCUUACAGCCAUUGGCAAUUUCUAUAUUUAUUCAAUUUUUGUUGGAAUAUACAUUGAGGCUGUUUUCAUGUUCAUGAUCCAGCAACGCGGGUUCAGGGACUUCGUUGACAAUUUACUAGUUCUCUUGAUUGGAGGGACCCCGAUUGCCAUGCCAACUAUGUUAUCUGUCACCAUGGCUACUGGUUCUCAAAGGCUCUCUCAGCAAGGUGCUAUUACCAAGAGAAGGACAGCCAUUGAGGAAUUGGCACGCAUGGAUGUUCUCUGCAGUGACAAGACAGGGACUCUGACCCUGAACAAGUUGACUGUUGAAAGAAACCUGACUGAAGUGUUUGUAGAGGGGAUAGAGAUGGACCAAGUUAUCCUUCAUGCAGCUAGAGCUUCAAGAACUGAAAAUCAGGAUGCUAUUGAUGCGGCUGUUGUUGGAAUGCUUGCAGAUCCCAAAGAGGCACGCGCUGGUAUUAGGGAGGUUCAUUUCCUUCCUUUCAACCCUGUAGACAAAAGAACUGCUCUUACCUACAUUGAUUCUAAUGGAAACUGGCAUCGGGCUAGCAAAGGUGCCCCCGAGCAGAUAUUGGACCUGUGCAACUCCAAGGGAGAUGUUCGGAAAAAGGUUCAUACAGUAAUUGACGAGUUUGCUGAACGUGGACUUAAAUCAUUAGCAGUGGCAAUACAGGAAAUACCUGAGAAGACAAAAGAUAGUUCAGGGAAACCAUGGCAGCUUAUUGGUUUGUUGCCUCUAUUUGAUCCUCCAAGGCAUGACAGUGCGGAAACCAUUAGAAUGGCUAAAGUCCUUGGCGUGGAUUUUAAGAUGAUUACUGGUGAUCAGCUUGCCAUCGCCGAAGAAACUGGGAGGAGGCUUGGAAUGGGAACGAACAUGCACCCUUCUUCCUCCCUGCUUUUUGAAGAUAAGGAUGCUUUAAUGGCUGCUGCUUUCCCUAUAAAUGAGUUCAUUGAGACGGUAGAUGGAUUUGCUGGAGUAUUACCAGAACACAAAUAUGAAAUUAUUAGGAUGCUGCAAGAGAGGAAACAUAUCUGUGGUGUGACUGGAGAUGGUGAUGCAACUGCUUUGAAGAAGGCUGAUAUUGGAAUUGCUGUUGCCAAUGCUUCAGAUGCUGCUAGAAGUGCAGCGGAUAUUUUCCUUACUGAACCAGGGCUUAAUGCCAUUAUAAGUGCAGUGCUAACCAGCAGGGCUGUUUACCAAAGGAUGCAGAACUACAUAGUCAGUUAUAUUCUAGUUUACCUUUGUUGGCAUUCUCUUGUUCCUUGUUUCAUGGAGAAAAUUGAUAUGUUGGGGUCUGGGGCAUAUGGGGAUGUUUAUGAAGGGCAUUUUCCAAAUGGAGUCAAGAUUGCAGUGAAGUUGCUCAAGGAAAAAUAUGAGGGAGCAGCAAAAAAGCAGUUCAUGGCAGAGAUAGGCACAAUUGGAAGAACAAACCACAUUAAUUUGGUUAGACUUUAUGGUUUUUGCUAUGAUAGAAAUACAAUUGCGCUUGUAUAUGAAUUCAUGGAAAACGGAUCGCUUGAUAAUUACUUGUUUGGGAAGAAGGAGAUGAUUGAGUGGGAAAAAUUACAUGCAAUAGCGGUGGGGACAGCCAAAGGGAUUGCUUACUUGCACGAAGAAUGUCAACAGAGAAUUAUUCACUAUGAUAUAAAGCCAGCCAAUAUUCUACUUGAUGCAAACUUCCUCCCUAAAGUUGCAGAUUUUGGGCUUGCAAAGCUUUGCAACAGGGACAGUACUCAUGAUUCAGUUACCGGAUUCAAGGGAACCUUUGGUUAUUCUGCCCCAGAGUUUUUUAUGGGAAAUCAUCCCAUAACUUACAAAUGUGAUGUGUAUAGUUUUGGAAUGUUGUUGUUUGAGAUAGUUGGGAUGAUUAAAAACAAGGUUAGUGGUUCCUCUGAAAGCCUAGAAUGGUUUCCAAAGGUUGUGUUGGAUAAGUACCAGAAGGGUGAAUUGGCUGAACUAAUAAAAAGUUAUGGGAUUAAAAAGGAGGAUAUGGAAAAGGCAGAGAGAAUGUCAUUAGUGGCAUUGUGGUGUGCUCAAGACUCGCCAAGAGCUAGGCCACGAAUGAGUGCCGUGGUAAAGAUGCUGGAAGGAGGAGUGGAGAUUAUGCCACCUCCUAAACCCACUCAUUCACUGUUCGGGAAAACUGCAGUCAAGCCACCAAAUGCUGCCGCUGAUUCGAGUUCCUCCUCGAGUGAAGAAUCCAAUGCUAAUUGGUAUAAAGAGACCACUGCAAUCAUGGCCAAGUAUGAAAUAGAAGUGGCCAUUAGUUAACAAGACUAAAAUCCAGUUUCCAGAAAGUGUGUUCUGUCUUGACUUUUAUUAUUAUAAAGUUUCUCGUCUUCUGUUUAGCUAACAGAAUUUUAAAUUUCGUUCGAUAGUAACAGGAACCAAGGUAGAUUCUUUUCUUCAAUUUACCACAACCAAGAAACGGUAAAGGCAUUAAAACACAGACAGAAAC